CCACAGAUUCACCUGGAAGGGAAUCGCCUGGUCCUCACCUGCCUCGCUGAAGGAAGCUGGCCUUUGGAAUUCAAAUGGAUGCACAAUGACCGUGAGCUCACCACCUACAGCAGCGAAUAUAAGUAUAUUAUUUCGUCGUUACAGACGUUUGAUGCUGGAUUUUACCAGUGUGUGGUGCGAAACAGAAUGGGAGCGCUGUUGCAAAGAAAAUCAGAAGUUCAAGUUGCAUAUAUGGGAAAUUUCAUGGACACAGACCAAAGGAAAACAGUUUCUCAAGGACAUGCAGCACUUCUAAACUUACUGCCUAUCAGCAGCUGCCCCAGACCUCAAGUGACUUGGUUUAGAGAAGGGCACAAGAUUAUUCCAAGCAACAGAAUAGCUAUCACUCUGGAGAAUCAUCUGGUGGUCCUUGCAACAACAGCAAGUGAUGCUGGAGCUUACUAUGUGCAGGCUGUCAAUGAGAGGAAUGGAGAGAACAAGACGAGCCCAUUCAUUCAUCUGAGCAUAAGAAGAGAUAUUGGAACACCUGAAGCAAUGGCCCCCAUCAUUGUGGUUGCCCCAGGCAAUAGGAGUGUGGUAGCUGGAUCCAGUGAGACCACCUUGGAGUGCAUUGCCAGUGCCAGACCUGUGGAAGAGCUGACUGUGCACUGGAAGAGAAAUGGUGUGAGACUGACCAGCGGGCUCCACAGCUUCGGGAGACGCCUCACCAUCUCCAACCCAACCUCCGCAGACACAGGGCUAUAUGUCUGUGAGGCGACACUACAGGGGAGUGCUUUUGAGCCAGCCAGGGCCAAGGCCUUCCUUUCCAUCAUAGAGCCACCGUAUUUUACUGCUGAGCCUGAGAGUCGGAUUCUAGGUGAAGUGGAAGAGACAGUGGAAAUCGCAUGUCGAGCCAUGGGGGUCCCACUCCCCACCCUCCAGUGGUACAAGGAUGCUGUCUCCAUCAACAAGCUCCAGAACCCUCGGUACCAAGUGACGCCCAGUGGGGGCCUGCGCAUCCAGAAGCUGCGUCCAGAGGACUCUGGAAUCUUCCAGUGCUUUGCCAGUAAUGAAGGAGGGGAGGUCCAGACCCACACCUACCUAGAUGUCACCAAUGUUGCCCCAACGUUUACCGAGCUUCCAGCUGACACCACAGUGACUGAUGGGAUGACAGCUGUCCUACGGUGUGAGGUGUCUGGGGCUCCCAAGCCUGCCAUCACAUGGAAGAGAGGAAACCACAUUUUGGCCAGUGGCUCUGUCCAGAUUCCUAGGUUCAUGCUGCUGGAAUCAGGUGGUCUGCAGAUAACCCCUGUGUUCAUCCAGGAUGCUGGCAACUACACCUGCUAUGCAGUCAACACGGAGGGGUCCCUGAACGCGUCUGCAGCACUCACCGUGUGGAAUCGAACCUCCAUUGUUCAGCCCCCUGAGGACCGUGUGGUGAUUAAGGGGACCACAGCCACCCUGCGCUGCGGAGCCACUCAUGACCCCCGGAUUUCUCUCCGCUACAUGUGGAAGAAGGACAACACAGUCAUCACCCCAUCUAGCAGCUCUAGAAUUGUGGUGGAGAAGGACGGGUCCCUGCUCAUCAGCCAGACAUGGUCUGGCGAUAUCGGAGACUACACCUGUGAAAUCAUAUCUGAGGGAGGGAACGAUUCCAGGACGGCCCGGCUUGAAGUGAUUGAACUGCCCCACCCACCUCAGAACCUCCUGGCCAGCCUGAGCCCCUCACGAAGCCACGCCGUGGUGCUUUCCUGGGUCCGGCCCUUCGAUGGGAACAGCCCUGUUCUUCGCUACAUUGUGGAGCUGUCUGAAAACAACUCUCCCUGGAAGGUGCACUUGUCAGAUAUUGACCCUGAGGUGACAGACAUUACCGUGAGUGGCCUGACUCCAGCCCGCACCUAUCAGUUUCGAGUAUGCGCAGUGAAUCAAGUGGGCAAGGGUCAAUACAGUGCAGAGACGAGCAGGUUGAUGUUACCCGAAGAACCACCUAGUGCUCCCCCAAAAAACAUCGUGGCCAGUGGGCGUACCAACCAGUCCAUUAUGGUGCAGUGGCAGCCUCCCCCAGAAACAGAGCACAAUGGGGUGCUGCAUGGGUACAUUCUCAGGUACCGCCUAGCUGGCCUGCCUAGUGAGCAUCAGCAGAGGAACAUCACCAGCCCAGAAGUGAACUACUGCCUGGUGACAGACCUGAUCAUCUGGACACAGUAUGAAAUCCAGGUGGCUGCGUACAAUGGGGCUGGCCUGGGAGUCUUCAGCAGGGCCGUGGCCGAGUACACCCUACAAGGAGUGCCCACUGCGCCCCCGCAGAAUGUGCAGGCAGAAGCUGUGAACUCCACCACUGUGCAGUUCCUGUGGAACCCGCCACCGCAGCAGUUCGUCAACGGGAUCAACCAGGGAUAUAAGCUUCUGGCAUGGCCAUCAGAUGUCCCUGAGGCAGUCACUGUAGUCACCAUCGCCCCAGACUUCCACGGAAUCCACCAUGGGUACAUCACAAACCUGAAGAAGUUCACCGCUUAUUUCACAUCUGUCCUAUGCUUCACCACGCCGGGGGAUGGGCCCCCCAGCACACCGCAGCUCGUGUGGACCCACGAGGACAAACCAGGAGCUGUGGGCCACCUGAGCUUCACAGAGAUUCUGGACACAUCUCUCAAGGUCAGCUGGCAGGAGCCCCUGGAGAAGAACGGCAUCCUCACAGGCUACCGGAUUUCCUGGGAGGUGUAUGGGAAGAAUGAUUCUCGGCUCACACACACCCUUAACAGUAUGACCCAUGAAUACAAAAUCCGAGGUCUGUCAUCCCUCACCACCUACACCAUCGAGGUGGCUGCAGUGACAGCUGCGGGCGUGGGCCUGGCCACCUCAUCCACCAUCUCUUCUGGAGUGCCCCCAGACCUUCCUGGUGCCCCAUCCAACCUGGUCAUUUCCAACAUCAGCCCUCGUUCCGCCACACUUCAGUUCCGACCAGGCUACAAUGGGAAGACAUCCAUCUCCAGGUGGAUUGUGGAGGGGCAGGUUGGCGCCAUCGGCGAUGAGGAGGAGUGGGUCUGCCUCUACGAGGAAGAGAAUGAGCCUGAUGCCCAGACUCUGGAAAUCCCAAAUCUCACGCCCUACACCCACUACAGAUUUCGAAUGCGGCAAGUAAACAUCGUUGGUUCCAGCCCUUUCAGCCCGUCAUCCCGGGUCAUCCAGACCCUGCAGGCCCCACCUGACGUGGCUCCCACCAGCAUCACAGUACGGACAGCCAGUGAGACCAGCCUGCUUCUGCGUUGGGUGCCCCUGCCCGAUUCCCAGUACAAUGGGAACCCAGAGUCCGUGGGUUAUCGGGUGAAGUACUGGCGCUCAGACCUCCCGUUCACGGCACUGGCCCAAGUCGUCAACGACCGGCUGGAGAGGGAGCUCACCAUCGAGGAGCUGGAAGAGUGGACGGAGUACGAGCUGCAGAUGCAGGCCUUCAAUGCCAUCGGGGCCGGGCCCUGGAGCGAGGUGGUGCGUGGCCGGACACGAGAGUCAGUUCCUUCAGCCGCCCCUGAAAAUGUAUCCGCAGAGGCUGUCAGCUCCACCCAGAUUUUAUUGACAUGGGCAUCCGUCCCUGAGCAGGACCAGAAUGGGCUCAUCCUGGGCUAUAAGAUCCUGUACCGGGCCAAAGAUCUGGAUCCUGAGCCCAGAACUCACAUCGUGAGAGGGAACCACACACAGUCCGCACUGCUGGCCGGCCUGCGCAAGUUUGUGCUGUACGAGCUCCAGGUGCUGGCAUUCACCCGCAUUGGAAAUGGGGUCUCCAGCUCACCCGUCAUCCUUGAGCGCACCAAAGAUGAUGCCCCAGGCCCCCCAGUGAGGCUGGUUUUCCCCGAAGUACGGCUCACCUCGGUGCGGAUCGUGUGGCAGCCCCCAGAGGAGCCCAAUGGAGUGAUUCUGGGGUACCAGAUUGCCUACCGCCUGGCCAGCAGUCGCCCCCACACUUUCACCACUGUGGAGGUCGGCGCCACUGUGCGACAGUUCACAGCCACCGAUCUGGCCCCAGAGUCUGCAUACAUCUUCAGGCUCUCCGCCAAAACCAGGCAGGGCUGGGGGGAGCCGCUGGAGGCCACGGUCAUCACCACUGAGAAGAGAGAGCGGCCGGCACCCCCCAGAGAGCUCCAGGUGCCCCAGGUGGAAGUGACUGCACGCAGCCUCCAGCUCCAGUGGGUCCCAGGCAGUGACGGAGCCUCCCCAAUCCGGUACUUCACCGUGCAGGUCCGAGAGCUGCCUGGGGGCGAGUGGCAGACCUACUCCUCAUCCAUCAGCCACGAGGCCACAGCCUGCGCCGUGGAGAGGUUGAGGCCCUUCACCUCCUACAAGCUGCGCCUGAAAGCCACCAAUGACAUUGGGGACAGCGACUUCAGUUCAGAGACUGAGGCAGUCACGACGCUGCAGGAUGUUCCAGGAGAGCCUCCAGGGUCAGUCUCUGCUACACCGCAUACCACUUCCUCCGUGCUGAUCCAGUGGCAGCCUCCGAGGGACGAGAGCCUGAACGGGCUUCUUCAGGGAUACCGGAUCUACUACCGGGAGCUAGAAUCUGAAGUAGGUGCCAGCCCCGAGGCCAAGACACUCAAAAGCCCUUCUGCACUGCGAGCUGAGCUCACAGCCCAAAGCAGCUUCAAGACCGUGAACAGCAGCUCCAGGUUAACAACAUAUGAAUUAACACAUCUGAAGAAGUACAGGCGCUAUGAAGUGAUCAUGACCGCCUACAACAUCAUCGGCGAGAGCCCCGCUAGUGUGCCCGUGGAAGUCUUUGUCGGCGAGGCUGCUCCAGCGAUGGCCCCACAGAACAUCCAGGUGACCCCACUGACAGCCAGCCAGCUGGAGGUCACAUGGGACCCACCACCUCCAGAGAGCCAGAAUGGGAACAUCCAGGGCUACAAGAUCUACUACUGGGAGGCAGGCAGCCAGAACGAAACAGAGAAGAUGAAGGUCCUCUUCCUCCCAGAGCCUGCGGUGAAGCUUAAGAACCUGACCAGCCACACCAAAUACCUGGUCAGCAUAUCUGCCUUCAACGCUGCUGGAGACGGGCCCAAAAGUGACCCCCGGCAGGGACGCACCCACCAGGCUGCUCCUGGGGCCCCCAGUUUCCUGGCGUUCUCCGAAAUCACCUCCACCACACUGAAUGUGUCCUGGGGGGAGCCAGUGGCGGCCAAUGGCAUCCUGCAGGGCUACCGAGUGGUCUAUGAGCCCUUGGCGCCUGUCCAAGGUGUGAGCAAGGUGGUGACAGUAGACGUGAAAGGGAAUCGGCAGCGCUGGCUGAAGGUGCGUGACCUCACCAAGGGAGUGACCUACUUCUUCCGUGUCCAAGCGCGGACCAUUGCCUACGGGCCUGAGCGCCAAGCCAAUGUCACAGCCGGGCCAGCCGAGGGGUCGCCAGGUUCCCCUAGAGAUGUCUCAGUCACCAAAUCUGCCUCGGACCUGACCCUGCAGUGGAUGGAGGGCAGUGCUGGCAGCACGCCCACCACGGGCUUCGUCAUAGAGGCCAGGCCUUCAGAUGAAGGCUUGUGGGACAUGUUUGUGAAGGACAUUCCCCGGAGCUCCACAUCCUACACCGUCAGCCUGGACAAGCUUCGGCAAGGAGUGACAUACGAGUUCCGGGUGGUGGCCAUCAACAAGGCGGGGUAUGGGGAGCCCAGCAGGCCCUCCCCAGCAGUGUCAGCCAAAGUGGAAGCCCCGUUCUACGAGGAGUGGUGGUUCCUGCUGGUGAUGGCGCUCUCAAGCCUGAUCAUCAUCCUGCUGGUGGUGUUUGCACUGGUCCUGCAUGGGCAAAACAAGAAGUACAAGAGCUGUGGUGCAGGUAAGAGCAUCUCCAACAUGGAGGAGUCUGUGACCCUGGAUAAUGGAGGAUUUGCUGCCCUGGAGCUCAACAGCCGCCACCUCAAUGUCAAGAGCACCUUCCUGAAGAAGAAUGGGACCAGGUCCCCACCCCGGCCAAGCCCCGGUGGUCUGCGAUACUCCGAUGAGGACAUCUGCAACAAGUACAAUGGUGCUGUGCUCACCGAGAGCAUGAGCCUCAAGGAGAAAUCAGAGGGCGCGUCAGAAUCUGAGGCCUCGGACUCGGACUAUGAGGACACGCUGCCCAAACACUCCUUUGUCAACCACUACAUGAGCGACCCCACCUACUACAACUCCUGGAAGCGGAGGCCCCCGGCCGCGGCACCGCUCAGGUACGAGGCGGUAGCAGGGGCCGAGACAGGUCAGCACCCACCCCCGGUCAUCACCACUCAGAGCGCGGGUGGCGUCUACACCCCGGCAGGCCCCGGCACCCGCACCCCCCUCACCGGCUUCUCCUCCUUCGUGUGACAUCAUGCCGUGCCGAGGCCGGGCAGAUGGAUGCGGACCUUCCUGAAUCUAUUUUUGUUAAGAAAACCAACUCCAGGAACUGAGCUGAGGUUUUGUUAAAAAAAAAAAAUUCUGAUAUAAAAUUUUACCUACUUGUGAACACUAGGUUUCAGUUAGGAAGGUUUUGUUUUGUUUUGGUUUGGUUUUAAUGGCUUUUUGUAACACCACUACAGAAAGCAGGGCUCUAUGUUUUCUUUUCUUUUUAAGAGAAGGUUUGUCCCUGGUGCAGUGGCUCAGCAGCGCCCAGCCCUGGGCUUCUCAUCCUCCAAGCCAGCAGAGGUGACAAGGGACAGGAGGUGGGGUCCUCGGAAUGGAGUCCUGGGCCUGCUCCAUCUCUACCUCCUCUUCUGAGAACCAGCUCUGUCCUCGGACAACUUGGGCUCCUGGCUGCUGGCUCACUUGCUCAUGGGGUAUAGUGAGCAGGCGCUUUGACCUGGGCUCAGCUCAACUUUGUGACCCAACUCAGUUCCUAAAUGUUCUCACCCAGCAGUUUCUAGGCAAGGAAUCAGCUUUAAGGGGUGGGGGGUGGUGAGCAACUGGAAGGUGGUGUCCUCUACCCUGCCCAGGCUCCGCUUGGCUUCUGUCAUUCAGGUGGUGAAAUAUUCAGGGCUUUCCUUUCUUCCCUUCUUUCUUUCAAGUUGACCGAGCAGGAACAGGACCCCACACACACACACCUCACUCCCGGGCCAGCCAGGUCCUUCAGUGAACUUCCCAUGACACAGCACACGGCCCACCCCACUGACAGAGAAGUGAGCCAGUGUUCACAGAGUUGCUUGUUAUGUAGGAAGUGUGCAUUGUUAACCAGAGUAUUUUUUAAAUCUUUUUAUCUUUUUUUAAACUAUGUCACAUGAAAUGAAUGCGUCUUUGCUGUCUCCAGGUGCCUUUUUAUUAAUUGUUCAGCUUUGUACGUGGGAAAAACGAGAAGCAACCGUGUCUCCAAAUAAAGCAAAACAACUCUGAGACCCAGCCCUGUGUCACCUCGUGCACCCUGGGCCACCUGUGCACCUGGGGAGACGGUCCUUCCGUUUGUCCCCUUGCUCUUGCCGGCUGCCCCUGCUUCUGACUAGCAGUGCUGCUGCUCCCACCCUAAUCCAAGGCCAGCUUGUAGCCUUAACAGGUUUUCUGGGAACAGUUUUUCUUUAAUUGUCGCUGUUUUAAUUUUUUUAGCUAACUGAAAAUAGUGCAGACUGCUUUGGAAUACUUAAGAGUUCAGACCCCAGCAGUGCCUCUGGCCUUUGCCAUUAUUUUUGUGACAGAUGGCUGAGUCAGCUCCUCAGCCAGAGCCCAGGUGUGGAUGGAAGUGAGCAGAGACUGCUGGUACCAGGCGGCACGAGCACCCCACCUCCCACCUGUCUGUGACACGUGACGCUGGAGACCCUCUGUCAGUACCCAGAGCACAGCAGGGUGAGGUGGGCACUGUCCUCCCAGGGACCUCAGUGUCCUGAGGGUGGGGACUUGCUAGGCCAUCGCCUAGCUGGUGCCCGCAGGAGGCCAGUUCCACGGCCUCGCGUGGGCCACGGAGUGGAUAUUGUCUCGGUUCCUUGCUCUCAGAGUUCCCGGGAGUGGCCCCAGGAGACCAAGCAAAGGUUGAUGUGAGGCGAAAACCCUUUCCAGCUUCUCCAAAAUCGAAGGUGUAAAGAGUCCUCUCUCCCUUCUUCCUUCUGCCCUCCCUGUCUUCCUUCGUUUUCUGAAUGGAAGGGGAAAUAUUCUAAACCAAAAAUCCUAGAUGUUCUGCCCAAAGCCACUUCCACAUGAGAAUCACCAUCCACAGUCCACAGGGGAUGAGGGGACAGCUUUGGUGGACAAAGCUGCCUCCUCCCUGUCACCCCAAAGAGCCGGGGAGUGGACAGGAGACCACAGCGCAGCCACGUGCGCUUCAGGAAAAAAAGGCUCCGCAGAGGUCUGGGCCACCACCGUGCACUUUUGCUCUUAAGCCAUAAGGAAAUUGCUUUAAUGAAUGGGACAGCCCAGCAUGCCUUGGCCUGAGGUAUGAUUUGGCUCUUGGUUUCUCAUGACAACAAUGUGGCCCUUUUUUUCAGACUCAUAUUCCCUGUGCUCUCAGUAAACUUUUUGUCACACACAGUGGUCUUUUGAAGCUGGCCCCGUGGCUGCUGACAGACAGUUGUCACUGGCUGCAGUCCAGCCUGUCACGCUGAGAAACUCUGUCCCAAAUAAGUCACCUGUAUCCAAGGAGCAUGGCCAGAGCCUCCAGUUAGCUUUCUGCCCUUGGAGCAGAGUGGGCACUGAGGUCUGCUCAGCCCUCACCUCCUGCCUCUAGGAGAAUAAGGAUGUGGACACUGGCUUGGAACCGCUGUUCUGACCACAGGACAAGUAACAGUUCCAUAAUUGAGGUGAGCUGUGGGUGUUCUUGCUGUCUGUUUGUAGAGCUGAAAGCUAGCCCUGCAGGAGCUUUGGAACCAGCAGCCGUCAUCUCCCCAUGGAAGCUGCACCGUGCCUAAGGUCUUGCUCGAUCUCUCCUGGUGUGAAGCAUGUGCUGGUGUUGCAUCGCAGUGUGGAGCAUGGUUUUUCGUUUUACAUGUUUUGGGCACACAACACAGCUGUCCCCGAUGCACAGCUGUCCACGCACCCGGCAGGGGCACCUUCCGCUCUCGGAACCUACAAGGUCCAGGCAGAGGCAAGAACCGCAUGAAAUGCAGUGAGGUACUCAUCUGCACUCAGUGCCACCUUCCCAUUUAGAGAGCUCAGGGCAGGCCCGGAUUUCCCCUGUAAUAUUGUCUGAAAUUGUGCAGAAAACCAGAUCUCAUUUUAAAAGAAAGGGGGGGGGAACACAAUUCAACAACUUGUAGGAAGGCAGAGGUGCUAUGGUACAAUUUUUAAUAA
This is a messenger RNA of Fukomys damarensis (Damara mole-rat), 9180 nucleotides long. RefSeq names its product sidekick cell adhesion molecule 1 (gene Sdk1). Bases 79 to 6300 code for a protein of 2073 amino acids. NCBI's taxonomy places the organism in Eukaryota, Metazoa, Chordata, Mammalia, Rodentia, Bathyergidae. The transcript is spliced from 45 exons. Gene Ontology annotation, molecular function: protein binding. The record is from RefSeq and is a predicted model, not a curated record.